AUGCGAAUUCUGGUCACGGGUGCAGCUGGAUUUAUUGGCAGCCAUACAACACUCGAGUUGGUGGAAGCCGGCUAUGAUGUGAUGUGUAUAGACAAUUUCUCCAAUUCAGUGUCUGAUGGGAAAGGAAAUGCUGUUUCGUUAUUGCGAGUGGCUGAAUUAGUUGGUAAACCGAUUCCUUUCGAGGAAUGUGAUGUUUGCGACCUGGAGCACCUGGACUCUGUUUUUGCAAAGGGAAAUUUCGAUGGCCUUAUCCAUUUAGCCGCUUUAAAAGCUGUAGGCGAGUCUGUUGCAAUGCCUUAUGAAUAUUAUUCUAAUAACCUCGUCGCUAGUCUUAAUCUUGUAAAGAUGUGUCAAAAGUAUGAUGUUAAAAACUUUGUCUUUUCUUCGAGCGCCACUGUGUAUGGCGUUCCAAAGGAACUGCCAGUAACAGAGAAUAGUCCAACCGGCCAGGGAAUAACUAACCCCUAUGGUCAGACUAAGUACAUGAUGGAGCAAAUAUUAAUCGACGUCGGGAAGGCUCACCCGGUGGCCAUAGGUAAACUGCCUGUACUGAAAAUUUUCGGUGACAAAUGGGACACACCGGAUGGAACGGGACAAAUUUUGUUAUUCGCUCCAGGUCACGUUGGAACGGAAAUCUACAAUCUUGGAACCGGUACAGGUUAUUCAGUGAAAGAAAUGGUUGCAGCUUUCGAAAAAGCUAGUGGUCGUAAGGUACCCACAGAGGUUGGUGAGCCCCGCAGUGGUGACAUCGCUUCUGUGUACUGUGAUCCUUCUCUGGCGUUAAAAAUGCUCGACUGGAAAGCAGAAUUCGGUUUGGAGGAUAUGAGCCGUGAUCUUUGGCGCUGGCAAAGUAACAAUCCUAAUGGUUUCGCUCAAGCGUAA
Ostertagia ostertagi is the source of this 882-nucleotide messenger RNA. The record is from the annotation of a GenBank genome assembly. Lineage: Eukaryota; Metazoa; Nematoda; Chromadorea; Rhabditida; Trichostrongylidae.